CACCAGCCUUCUUUUGUAGCAUGAUUUUUUAUUCAUUUACGGACCUUUAUAAGAAGAUUAAGUGACGUGUGAUCCUUGUUGUUGUUUUUGUCUCUUGCUUUAAACUUCAAUUUGUUCAAUUCGUUUGAGGCCGACGCGUCCACCAACCCGACAGAUGGGCUCUAUUAUAACCACGACACCACAUUCCACUACCUCAAGCGGCCAAGAGAAUUUGCGUACUUGUGCUGUUUUGAUUGGCUUGGCUUCUAUCGUCGUUCUCCUAAGAAUCUGGGUGAGAAUCAGUCAGCUUCAACGUCUUCAAGGCCACGACUGGCUGUGUAUCGUAUCCCUGAUUCUUUAUUGCGCCCAAUGUGGUCUCAUAAUCGACUUUAUCGUCAGACAUGGCGCGUUUGAAACCGGCCCCCCUUUGAAGCCUCCCGAGGUGACCGAACUUUUGAGAAUGACCUGGAUCUGCGAGUUCCUGCUUAGCGGAAUUAUUACUACUGUGAAAUUGAGCAUCUUAUGGUUUUACUACUCAAUAUUCUCAGUAAACAAGACCUGCAGGCGGGCAACCUUAACCACAGCCGUUUUAUGUAUCAUCUGGUUCAUCAUCGCUAUAUCUAUCAUAAUAUUUCAAUGCGACCCUAUCGACGCGUUCUGGACUCAGCUUGACUCGGAACUCUUUUGCCUCAAUUCAACGGAUUUCCUUUUAGGGUAUGAAACAACAAAUCUACUCCUGGAUGUGGUAAUCCUCUGUAUCCCUUUUAGCAUGUUAGGAAAGCUCCAGCUAUCUGCGCCAAGGAGGAUCUCCCUCUUAGUUAUUUUUAUAUUAGGAGGACUCGUAUGUAUUACAAGCAUCGUUCGCUUGAAAGCGAUAUAUCCACUUCCAGACCCAACCAAGAAUUUUGACUUUAGUGUCCUUAUGCUAUGGGGAGAAAUACAGUCAGGUGUAGCUAUCCUCUGCGCCUGCCUCCCUACACUUGGGCCCCUCUUUAAUGAUGAUUCCAAGGCUAUAAGAGCGAUUCGAAACUGGUACGGGUUAUCGGUAGUGAAUUCGACUAGAACCCGGGGCGUUAGCGGAAAUCAGGCAAGGGGUCCCCAUCCGAACAUGCCAGUACAUGAUUGGCCGGAAGCCGAAGAUUCGCAAGCGUCUAGGAGCUGGAUUCGUGUUGAUGAGAGCAUAUCUGAUACAUUCCCUCUGAAGCCAGUUAAACAUUAUAACGAUAGCUCGACGGGUCGGGACCCGGAACUGCAGUAACUUAGUGGAUCUGAGUCACUCAGAUGAGUUGAUUAGUGUGUCUAACGCCAGGGCCAGAAAGCAAGCUGGUUCUUAUAAAUCCCCCUGAAGAAAUGCGGCGUAUAAAAUUAUCCGACCUUAAUUUGCAUGUUAGAAAGCGCUUGACAAUAUAUGAAUAUGGCGCUCAAACGGAAAUAGAG
This is a messenger RNA of Daldinia loculata, 1416 nucleotides long. RefSeq lists its product as uncharacterized. The transcript has 5 exons. Bases 155 to 1237 code for a protein of 360 amino acids. NCBI's taxonomy places the organism in Eukaryota, Fungi, Ascomycota, Sordariomycetes, Xylariales, Hypoxylaceae. The record is from RefSeq and is a predicted model, not a curated record.